AUGGAGCGCGCGUGCCCCCCUCGUGCGCUCCCACCUGGAGACUUGUUCCAUGCAGCAGUGUCUGGAGAUCCCCAAUGGCUGUGUUUAAGUCUGGAGAGAGUGCAUGCACCAAGCCAGCAGCAGAACAGACAGGGUCUUACAGUGUUCCACGUGGCUGCUCGACAUGGUCAGCUAAAUUGCUUGAAAUUGCUCCUGGAAUCUGGUACUGUGGAUGUCAAUGCAAGCUGUCCGCAUGGCAGGAGACCAUUACACAUGGUGCUGAGCCCAGAGAGCAAGCCAAACACUUACAGCUGCCUCACAUUUCUGCUGGAACAUGGAGCAGAGCCCAAUGUUUCAACAGAUGAAGGAUUGACCCCACUGCACAUGGCUGCAGCCGAAGGCCUGAAAGAGUGUGUUGAAGAGCUGGUUAGAGUUGGUGCAGAUACCCAUGCACAUGAUAGCCGAGGACAUACACCCUUCGAACUGGCUUGUUUGUGGGGUCACAGAGUUGUUGCCAGGAUUCUUAAAAAUGCAAUGUGGCAUAGAGAUAAGAAGGAGGACAUGGAGAAGCACCAAGAACUGCAGAAUCUCAAACAGAAUAUGAUCAGAAUGCACAGAAAAGCAGAAGGAAUACAGAAGUUAUCCAGAGAGGCAAUUAACAAAGAGAAAGUGUCCAAGUGGGCAGAGAGGAAGGGUCUUCCCUGUCUCUGGUCUCCUACAAUGGGCAUGUGGACAAUAAGCCAUCACUGCUGCCAUUCUACCAAGCCUGUCAAAAAACAGCAUGCAAGCAAAUCAAGAGAAAUAUGGAACAUCUCAUCAAAUCCGUCAAGACCUCCUCCAGCAAACAUCAGCAGAUCUGAGACAGUGAGAAUCGGUGUCCAUCCAGAGGAAGUAGCAGAUGAGCCUGAUCUAAGCCAGUGUGUGACACUCCAUUGUUUCAGAAAUGGGCAGGUCUGUUGCACUGCAUCAUGGAAUAAUAUUCCACAGCCAGUACCUGACCUGCCACUGGAUGUCAUUCAGAAAUGCCUGUUUCCAUCCAAAUUUCAAUCCCGAAUUUCUGGUCCACUUCAGCUCCAGUCCAACAGUGUGCUGGAUUUACCUCAUCGGGGAGGUACUCAUGGUACCGAGGCUUCUCCAUGGACCGAAGUGGCAAUGCAUCUGGCUGAGGAGCUCCAGCCUGGCCAUUACUGA
Messenger RNA from Tachysurus vachellii, 1170 nucleotides. It is a transcript of the gene ankrd53, whose product is annotated as ankyrin repeat domain 53. Gene Ontology annotation, biological process: regulation of mitotic spindle organization; mitotic metaphase chromosome alignment; regulation of mitotic cytokinesis. The coding region runs from base 1 to 1170 and encodes 389 amino acids. The transcript has 6 exons. Gene Ontology annotation, cellular component: spindle pole. Gene Ontology annotation, molecular function: protein binding. The record is from RefSeq and is a predicted model, not a curated record. NCBI's taxonomy places the organism in Eukaryota, Metazoa, Chordata, Actinopteri, Siluriformes, Bagridae.